AUGAAGGAAGAUGAUGUAUACAAAACAGCUUUCAGAACUCACGUGGGGCAUUAUAAGUUUAGAUUAAUGCCAUUUGGGUUAACAAAUGCUCCUGCAACAUUUCAAGCCUUGAUGAAUCAAAAUUUUCAGCCUUAUCUGAGGAAGUUUGUGCUAGUUUUCUUUGAUGAUAUACUCAUAUACAGUGUGUCAUUAGAAGAGCAUGUUGCUCAUCUAGUUGCUGCAUUUGAAUUGCUAAGAGCUCACUUACUCUUAGCUAAGAAAUCAAAGUGUUCCUUUGGUCAGAAACAAGUUGAAUAUUUAGGUCAUGUGAUCACCAAGGGAGGAGUUUCUACUGAUCCUUCCAAGAUACAAGCUAUGGUUGAAUGGCCUAAACCAUUUUCAAUCAAGAGUAUGAAGGGAUUCUUGGGAUUGACUAGGUACUAUAGAAAAUAUGUUGCUGGUUAUAGCACCAUCUGUAGACCCUUAACUGAUCUCUUGAAGAAAGAUGCUUCUAGAUGGAAUGACAAAGCUGACUUAGCUUUCACAGCUCUUAAAAAGGCAACAAAUACUCCAGUUUUGGUCUUACCAGACUACUCUAAGGAGUUUAUAGUUGAGACUGAUGCUAGUAAUGGAGGAAUUGGGGCUGUAAUAAUACAAAGAGACAAACCUGUUGCAUUAUUUAGCAAGGUGCAAGAGGUUACUGAAAGUUAUGCAGAUGAUCUACAAGCUAGAGAAUUGAUUACUCAACUUACUGUAGACCUGAUCUCCAAAUUUCAUGACUCUCCAUUAGGUGGCCAUUCUGGUCAGCUAGGAACUCUUAAAAGACUGUCUCAAAUAUUUUAUUGGCCUAAAAUGAAGCAGAUGGCUUGGAGUCACAUCAGCAUGGACUUCAUUGAAGGGUUGCCUAUAUCCAAGAACAAAGAGGUAAUAUUAGUGGUAGUAGAUAGAAUGACCAUGUAUGUACAUUUUAUAGCCUUAUCCCAUCCAUUUAUUGCUGUUACUGUGGCUGAAAAUUUUUGGAAAAAAUUGCAUAGCUUACAUGGAACACCUGAGUCAAUUGUCACUGAUAGAGACAAGAUAUUUCUUAGCAACUUUUGGCAAGAAAUGUUCAAACUAUUGGGUACUCAGCUUUACUACAGCACAGCUUACCACCCACAAAGUGAUGGUCAAACUGAGAGAGUAAACAAAUGCUUAGAGAACUACUUGAGGUGUAUGACUUCUAAUAGACCAACUAAGUGGAAGCAGUGGUUGUCAACUGCUGAAUGGUGGUAUAACACUAAUUUUCAUACUAGUCUGCAGUGCACCCCCUUUGAAGCCUUAUAUAGUUACUUUCCACCUCAACUGUCUUUGGGGCCUUUUCUUGAAACCAUAGUUCCAGCAGCUGAGGAUGCUGUCAUGUUGAGGCAACAAAUGCAACAACUACUCAAAGACCAUUUGAGUAAAGCUCAAGAAAGAAUGAAAUAUUAUGCUGAUCAAAGGAGGAAUGACAGAGAGUUUGCAGUUGGUGAUAUGGUUUACUUGAAGUUGCAACCUUAUAGACAGACUUUCAUUGCAUUAAGAAGGAAUCUCAAACUCAUUUCUAAGUACUAUGGGCCUUACCAUGUAUGA
Molecule: messenger RNA, 1587 nt
Organism: Lycium barbarum (goji berry)
Lineage: Eukaryota; Viridiplantae; Streptophyta; Magnoliopsida; Solanales; Solanaceae
Exons: 4
Coding region: 1-1587 (528 amino acids)
Biological process (GO): DNA integration
Molecular function (GO): nucleic acid binding
Source: RefSeq, a predicted model, not a curated record